AUGGACGGCGCGCCUGCGGAUAGUGCCGCCUCUGAUGCCCAGAUUCCCUCUCAGCUCCGCCAGAGGAUGUUGAACCGCGCCGCGACCUUUGCUGAGGGUCCUCAGCCCUCGCCUACCCGUUCGCUUCGACGCCGGAGCUCCUUACUCUCUGACCUUUCAGACACGCGACACUCGUUCCGUUCGUCGACCGACAACCUCCUCAGAAACAACGACACUCAGGACAAGCUCGUGUCGGUGGAAGAUGGCGCCCAGUGGCUGUCUAGUCCUGUCAUCUUUGCCGUCUUUCCUGCAGUUGCAGGGCUGCUGUAUCAGAAUGGAGCGGCUGUUCUGACUGACAUUCUGACGCUUGGCUUGGCGUCGUGGUUCCUGCACUGGUGCUGUACCUUCCCUUGGACUUGGUACCAUUCUGCCCAGCAAAGGCGGUACAUAGAGCCAGACGAGACUCGAUUCGCCGACACCAUCCACAAAGAGGAGGAUGAAGAUAGCAUCGAGGGUCCGGAAGACAAUGCAGACUCAGUGCCAGAAGACUCGAAAGCGAACGAACAACGAGGCAUGACCGCUGCUGCUGUGGCACAGCUCGAAGCCAGCCAGUCGCUCAAACAACAAGAGCGAAUGGCCUUCGCCACAUGCUUCUUCGGCCCUCUGGCCGGAGCCUACCUCCUUCACACCAUUCGUGGGCAGCUGACGGUCACAGAGGGGCUGGUGUCCGACUACAACCUCACCAUAUUCGUCAUGGUUGCAGAGCUCCGACCGAUUGCGCGCCUCAUGAAGAUGCAGGAGGAGCGCAUGUUCCAUCUGCAGCGUAUCGUCAAGACAGACCCUCGAGACUUGGCGGAUCCCAGCGAUGCACAGGCUAUAGCACAGCGGCUGUCAGAACUGGAGGGGAGACUGGGCGAGCCAACGACGACCAACGACAUGGAGACAUCGCGGGUUGCCGCUGAAGUGCGACAGGGCCUACAAACACAACUGGACGCCAUCACAAGAGCGAUCCGGCGCUACGAGAAGAGAUCGGCAGCGCAGACGAUUCAGAUCGAGGCGCGCUUUCGCGAAGUCGAUUUGCGGCUGAAAGACGCUCUGUCUCUGGCAGCAGCGGCAGCACGAAGCGGACAGCGACCGGGCAUCGUUUCCACCAUGCUCAGCUGGGUUGUGAAUUUGGUCAACAACGUCUUGCAGACGGCUUGGGACGUUGGUCUGUACCCACUCCGGACAGCGCUGGCGGCAGCUGUGCUUGUCAAGUCGUAUUUUGUAAAGGACGAAGAGCGCCAGUCUCGAAGAGGCAUGAAGGGGGAGAGGAACGGACACUCCUCCAUGCCGACGUCUAGGAUGCAGUCGAAAAGCAUACGCUGA
Molecule: messenger RNA, 1347 nt
Organism: Ascochyta rabiei
Lineage: Eukaryota; Fungi; Ascomycota; Dothideomycetes; Pleosporales; Didymellaceae
Exons: 2
Coding region: 1-1347 (448 amino acids)
Source: RefSeq, a predicted model, not a curated record